AUGGUUAAUGAUAAGUGUAUCAAGCUGAUGGAAUCAAAUAAAGACUAUAUUGACACUGUCAGGGAGAUAUACAGACUAAAAACAUCAGACGAAGUUGAAAUUGACAAUAUGUACAAAAACAUCAAGAGAAAACUUAUUGAAACAAAGUUGAUUUCUCCAGCUAAGGUCAUUUUAAUGAUAUCCAUUGCAUUAUAUUACAAUAAUCGUUACAUUAAAUCGUAUUGGUCCUUAUUCAAAAAGAUCUUUGAAGAAUAUCAUCCAAAACAGAUUGUUUCCAUUUCUCCACUAUUUGACUAUCUUGUUUAUGAAGAAUAUGGUAUUAUUUUUGAUAAAGAGAAUAAGAAAAAGUUUGAAUAUUUUAAAACUUUAAAUUGCUCAUUAGAUUUUCCAGAAUCAAACACAAUCAUUAAAGCAAUUAUGGAUGAUGAUGUCAAGCUAUAUAUCUCAUUUACAGAAAAGGAAGGAUUUGACAAAAAUCAAAUUUUUAAAAGUCCAUUCAAUCCUGAUACAAUUUACAGUUAUUUCUAUCCAUAUAUUGGAGCAAUCAGAUACACAUUGAUUGAAUUAUGCUGCUACUAUGGUGCAGUUAAUUGCUUCAAGCUAUUAAGAACAAAAUUCAAUUCGAAGAUUACAAAAGAAUGCCUUCAAUUUUCAUUUUUAAGUGGGAAUCCAGAUAUUUUGAAUGAAUGCUUGAAAUAUCAAAAACCAGAUUGGUGGUCCAUGGAAUAUGCAAUCAUCUCUCACAAUAUCGAUUUUGUUACUUUUUUGAUGAAUGAAUACAAUAUUGAAAUUAAAUGGAAUCAUAUCAAUGAUUGUUUGAAAUACAAUAAUAUUCCUGCAUUUUUAGUUGGUAUCAACAACAUUGAAGAUAAAAUAAUGUGUAAGAAACCAGCAAUGAGUUUUAAUAUUGUUUCAAUUUAUGAAUAUGUACCAUCUCUUGGUGGAGAUUUUAAUGGAUGCUCCCUUCAUUGCUGCUCAGGUUAUGAUUCACCUGCAAUUGCAGAAUUUCUUAUAUCAAAUGGUGCUGAUGUCAAUAAAAAGGAUGUGUACGGAAGAACUGCUCUUCAUUAUGCAGCAAUCGAUAAUAGCGUAAGAACAGCCGAAGUUCUUAUUUUACAUGGCGUUGAUAUCAAUGCAAAAGACAAAGGUGGCCAUACGGCUCUUUUUUAUGCAGAAAAUUAUAAUAAUGAAGAAAUUUCAGAUUUUCUAAUCUCACAUGGAGCAGAGAACAAAUCAUUUUCUUAUAAUGAAAUCACAGAGCUUCAUAUCCCACGAGACGCAAAUGUCCUUUGUCGAUAA
Trichomonas vaginalis G3 is the source of this 1299-nucleotide messenger RNA. RefSeq names its product proteasome regulatory particle assembly. The coding region runs from base 1 to 1299 and encodes 432 amino acids. Gene Ontology annotation, molecular function: protein binding. The transcript has a single exon. The record is from RefSeq and is a predicted model, not a curated record. NCBI's taxonomy places the organism in Eukaryota, Parabasalia, Trichomonadida, Trichomonadidae.